GAAGAUCUCACUGUCGCACAACGGCCCAGCACAAAAUGUGGAUCAUCAUUCUAAAAAAAUUGCACCAGGGAAGGCAUAAUUUGGAAAUCCCGAUACCCAAUGGAUCGCGCGUGACAAGACAAUUUUCGUAGUGGGGAGACGGUCGACAACUCAUUUAUGAGAUAUCGACAAAGCAGAUAAAUCAGUACAUUAUUUAACUUGUAGGUACUAUCGGCCAGUUAGUGCACAGAGAUAAGUGGAACUAACCAUGGAUUGUAACGUGACCGAUAUAACACUGGAUGGUGAGUGCGAAGAGGCGGUUGAAGAGAUCCGGAAUGGCGGAAAAUACAAGUGCAUUCUUCUCACCUUGCGCGAGGGCUCUUCCCUUCAUUUGGACGAAUGCUGCCGGGCGCACGAAGAGAUUGAAGCCACACUUUCUAAGCUGCAAAGAAAUAAAUGCCACUACAUCUUGUACUACGACGAUCAUUCGGCGGAAAAGGGAGAACUUGUCUUGGUCGCAUGGUUUCCGCCGGAAAUUCGAAAUGACGAAACGGACUUGUAUUACAGGGCACUGAUGAUUGUUAAGUACAUACUGAAAGUGGAACAUCUCCUGAUCAUGAACGACGGAAUUGUGAGCGCACAACAUUUUCGGGACUCGGUUCGGAAAACCCUCGCCUGCGACACCAACAAGAACAUCGUUCGCUUUCCCGAAGCAAACCAUCCGAUCGACGAAGAGGGUCUCGGUUGUCUGUACUACAAAAAGAUGGUGGAACAUAAAGAGAAAAUUGCUCAGAUCGUCGGAAUGACUGGGAAAACUGCAACGUACGGGGAACUCUUGCGGGAUUCCGUUCGGCUAGCGAUUAACCUGCGAAAGAGAGGAGUUGGGCGAGGAGACAUUGUGACGGUGUGCAGUUGUGACAACGAUGUUGUGGCUAUUCCGACCUACGCCACGCUGUUCUUGGGGGCGUCGGUGUGUGCCUUUGACGUGUGGUAUGGUGUAAAUGAUUACGUCAAUAGCUUAAGACAAACUGCGCCAAAAGUACUAUUUCUGGAACCUUCAGUGGUUGACAAAGUUGAACGUGCACUAGAAAUUGUUGGGCAGAAGUGCGAACUGGUUGUUAUGGGAGAGACGAAUGUUCACACAGCCUUCUCCGACCUAGUACAACCGGUACUUGGUGAAAACGAGUUUAGGCCCGUUCCGGUCGUCAGCCUUCUCGAUGACGCCUACAUAUUCUUCACAAGUGGUUCGACUGGGGUACCAAAGUCGCUUUGCCAUAAUCACUUAACAAUGCAGUACCAAACCUUUAACUUCAUCACCACUGACUUUUGCUGGGAUCUCAUCCUUCACUAUUCCACCCCAUACUGGACGUUGUACCCGAAAUACCUAGGAGUAGCAACACUUAUGGGCACAAUGCGCCUGAUUUACAGGGCAUUCUACGAGAAUUACUGGCACUUCGCGAAAUACAAGGUAACAAUGCUAUUCCUAUCCGUGACUGAAAUCUCCACUUUAUGCACAUACGAAAGGCCAAAAGACAUUGAUCUACGAGGAAUGGACAUUAUAAUCGGCGGAAACGUCGUAACCAACGACCAUCUCAAGAAAAUAGAAAAGAUCUUUUACGAUUGUCAGAUAUUUCUAUCCUACGGCAUGACUGAAGUGCCAUGUGGGUUGAUGACGUUCAAGCCCAAGUCAGAACUCGACAGAAAGUUGAAGGCGAAAUAUCCCGCGUCUGUUGGCGUAAGUCUUCCCGGAUUGUCGUACAAGAUCGUAGAUCCCGAAACCGAAGAAAUCCUAGGCCCGAACCAGAAAGGCGAACUACGCGUUAAAACCCCAUUCCCUCUAACCGGUUACUUCCAGGUGCAGCCCUCCCCUCUUUGGGACUCCCACGGUUGGCUAAAAACCGGCGACUUGGCGUACUACACCGAGGAUCGAUGCUUCUACGUCGUCGAUCGCAUGAAAAACAUGUUCAAAUACAAAGAUUACCACAUCGUGCCGAGCGUACUCGAGCGGGCUCUCGAAUCCCAUCCGUCCGUCCGUAAGGCCGCCGUGAUCGGCAUGCCCGACGAGGAGUACGGUCACCUCCCCUUGGGCGUCGUCACGCUGAAAUCGACGCAGGAAUCGAUUACCGGCGCAAUUCUGCGGGACUUUGUCGACGAGAGGGUUGACGACUAUCAAAGGUUGCGCGGUGGGGUGAAAAUUAUCGACCAAUUUCCCACAACGUCCACCGGGAAGAUACGUAAAUGGCUAUUGCACGAUAUGAUAGUGAAAGCGAGUUAGACGUUUUCAUUUCCAGCAGCUCUACCUUAAGUUAUUUCGUUUACACUACCAUCUGAGCUACUGAAUCCUGAUUAUGUCAAUACACCAAUAACAUGUUAAUCAAUUUUGUAUUAAAUUUAGC
Molecule: messenger RNA, 2375 nt
Organism: Photinus pyralis (common eastern firefly)
Lineage: Eukaryota; Metazoa; Arthropoda; Insecta; Coleoptera; Lampyridae
Product: luciferin 4-monooxygenase-like
Exons: 7
Coding region: 248-2254 (668 amino acids)
Biological process (GO): long-chain fatty acid metabolic process; fatty-acyl-CoA biosynthetic process
Molecular function (GO): actin binding; long-chain fatty acid-CoA ligase activity
Source: RefSeq, a predicted model, not a curated record